GAGAGGCAUGUUCUGAUGCGGGCGGGUGCACCGUUCAAGAUUGCCCUGUUUGCUGACCUGCAUUUUGGAGAGAACGCGUGGACAGAGUGGGGUCCAGUUCAAGAUAUAAACUCCAUCAAGGUCAUGAAUACGGUGCUCGACGAUGAAACUCCAGAUUUUGUAAUAUAUCUUGGUGAUGUCAUUACGGCUAACAAUAUGACGAUUGCAAAUGCAAGCUUGUAUUGGGAUCAGGCAACCUCUACAGCAAGAAAUAGGGGCAUACCUUGGGCCAGUGUAUUUGGAAACCAUGAUGAUGCUCCAUUUGAGUGGCCAUUGGAGUGGUUCUCUCCACCUGGAAUUCCUCAAAUGCGUUGCCCUCAAGCCGGAACUUCAUAUUCAGGAGAACAAGAAUGUAGCUUCAAAGGAACAGGAAGAUUGGAGCUGAUGAAAAAUGACAUCAAGAACAAUGCAUCGUAUUCUGGCUAUGGUCCUAGAAAUCUUUGGCCAAGUGUAUCCAACUAUGUCCUUCAAGUUUCAUCACCUGAUGAUCCACAAUCACCGGUGGCUUUCCUUUACUUUCUUGAUUCUGGUGGUGGUUCCUAUCCUGAAGUCAUAUCUAGUAGCCAGGCACAAUGGUUUUCGCAGAAAGCUGAAGAAAUUAACGCUGACUCAAGUGUUCCAGAGAUUCUUUUCUGGCAUAUUCCAAGUACGGCCUUUGAGGUGGUGGCUCCCAACAUUAGCAUACAAAAGCCUUGCGUGGGUUCAAUCAACAAGGAAAGUGUUGCUCCUCAAGUAGCUGAAACGGGUAUCAUGGAUCUUCUUGUGAACAGAACUUCUGUCAAGGGAAUAUUUGUUGGACACAACCAUGGAUUGGACUGGUGCUGCCCAUACAAGAAACUAUGGUUAUGUUAUGCUAGGCACACUGGCUAUGGUGGCCAUGGAACUUGGCCUAGAGGAGCUCGAAUAUUAGAGAUAACUCAAAAGCCCUUUUCUCUUCGAUCUUGGAUAAGGAUGGAGGAUGGCCAAAUGCAUAGUGAAGUAGUGUUGAUGAGGUCAAAGUCAUUACAUAUAAAAAGUGCAGCUACUAAAUUUGUAAAUGUAUUCAUUGUAAUUAUCUUCAGCUAUAUAGCUAGCAUACAUGUGGGGAUGUAGAUAUUCAACUAAUGGCC
This is a messenger RNA of Gastrolobium bilobum, 1148 nucleotides long. Its product is annotated as probable inactive purple acid phosphatase 16. Gene Ontology annotation, molecular function: hydrolase activity, acting on ester bonds. Bases 16 to 1131 code for a protein of 371 amino acids. Gene Ontology annotation, cellular component: cytoplasm. The record is from RefSeq and is a predicted model, not a curated record. Lineage: Eukaryota; Viridiplantae; Streptophyta; Magnoliopsida; Fabales; Fabaceae. The transcript has 5 exons.